AUGUUUGUAGCUUGCCCGGGCCCCAGCUGGCCCGCCGCGCCGCCAUGUGGCCUGCCUGCGAGAGGCCGACAGUGCCGAGCAGGUAGGCUGAGGGUGCAAACGCGGGCUUGGAGCUGGGACGCGGUCUACAAGGUGGCGUCGCUGUGUGGAGUGGUGGGAUUAUUUAUCAAAGACGAUCUGUUGAGACGGUUGCCGCCAAGGAGGCUGCCCAUGCGAAUACUUAAGGGAGCCAUCCGCUCUGCAGGACAGCAGAUGUCGGACGAAGCCAAAAGCGUGCGUGUCGUGGAGCGACCAGAGAAGGCAAUUAUCAAGGCCUUCGUCGACAGCCCAGGUCCCUUUGCUCUGGCAAGCCCGUCCUUUCUCGUCGUGAGUGGAGCGCAAGGAACCGGAAAGACCACCAUGCUUAAGAGCCUAUUCGCGGAGUAUCACAACGACGGCCGCUGGGUGCUGCCCGUGAGCCAAGAAAUCGACCCGGGCGGCAAACUGGAUCUCACGGAUGUAGUGCAGCAGGCAUUGCGAACACGGAACCUGCCGCAGUUCCUGCCAAGUUUCCAAUUGAUCCCAACCCUGCUGCGGACCCUGAGCGAGAAGUGCAGUCGCGAAAGUGGCGGCCCCCUCAUCGUCUACCUGCAGUUGUCCACCAAAAUCCGGGGCGCCCCUUUCACCGAUGACCAGUGCGAAGCGUUAGCGACAGAGGUCGGAGCCUUCGGCCGAAAGCUGACGUACGACUACCCCCUGUGCAAGUUGGUUGUCGAGCUGUCCGUGUCCCUCAUUGCCGACAAGAUCCAGGACAAGUUCAACAUGUCCGAGCUCGUCGUGGUGGACCCACUGCCUUUGAAGAGCUUCGUGGAGUUGGCCCUGGAGAAACCGGAGAUUGUCGAAAAUCUCAAGAUGGACGAGCUCAGCCGGCAGGAGAUCCUCAAGUACUUCUACCUUCGCGCUGGCGGCAGCUUCCGCGAGAUGCAGCUGCUCUUGAAAAACGCGGCCAAGGCCAACGCCUCG
Messenger RNA from Symbiodinium sp. CCMP2456, 1002 nucleotides. NCBI's taxonomy places the organism in Eukaryota, Dinophyceae, Suessiales, Symbiodiniaceae. The record is from the annotation of a GenBank genome assembly.